GUGACUGUUAAUCACCAUGCACGCUCUAAUUCGCAAGUCCGCUGCUCAGCUACGAGCAAACUCCCAAUUCAUCCACAUUUCAACAUCUACAGCUCCGUCCAUCAAAGAGACCGGACUUUACGGCUAUCAUCAUUUGAAAACUCCCAAAGGCUUUCAACGAUUCGUUGACGAUGCUAUUGACAGGUCAGAAGAACUUGUGAAGUAUAUAUCUGGCAUGCCGUCAUCUCCUGAAAUUAUCCGAGCAAUGGAUGAGGUUUCUGAUACUGUGUGCUCAGUAAUUGAUUCAGCUGAAUUGUGCAGACAUACUCAUCCAGACAGGUAGUUUGUUGAUGAGGCAGGCAAGGCAUCUCUAAGAGUAAAUGAGUUUUUACACUUGCUUUGGAAGAUUCUCAGUGCAAUGGUUUAUUGACUCUUUUGCUCCUUGGCAUGUAGUACCUUAAUACAAACCAUAGUAUAUACAAGGCAGUAAUAAAAGCAGAAAAAGACAGCAAUUCACUCACACAUGAAGCGAAAAGGGCAGCCCGCUUUCUACGAAUGGACUUGGAGAAGGGUGGAAUCCAUCUUUGCUCUGAAAAACGGGAUCGAGCUAAUGAGCUUUCCAUUGACAUUAUUCAGUUGUGUAGAGAGUAUAAUGAAAAUAUCAUUACUGACCCAGGCCAUGUGAAUAUAUUUCCAGCGUCUAAGAUCCCUAAAAGAUUGCACCACCUUGUCAGCCCUAUCUAUCGUAACCUGUCAGGUGCAUCUAAGGGAUCUCUGGGGUCAAGAGAUAACAUGAAAGAACAAGGAUUUCGCUUAGCAACUGAGUCAAGUACUCUGCAAGGCUUUCUUCAAUGUGUACCAGAUGCUGGGGUCAGGAAGGUGGCAUAUGUCCAAGGAAAUUCUGUUCCACAUGCAAACCUCGAGGUUCUUGAUAAACUUAUUGCAACUAGACACGAGUUUGCACAGCUUAUGGGGUAUAAGUCUUAUGCUGAAUUUGCUCUACAUUCUACUAUGGCUGCAUCUCCUGAAGUGGUCUUAUCCUUUUUGCUUGAGAUGAGCAAAGUGGUCAGACCCAAGGCCGAUCAGGAGUUUGAGGCGAUUCAGAAUUUCAAGAGAGAGAAUAGUGGUGAUCCCAGAGGGGAGUUGGAGCCCUGGGAUGAGGCAUACUUCACGUGGCUGAUGAAGUCUGCAACAUACAAGUUGGACUCCUCGGUUAUUGCAUCAUAUUUCCCUUUACCGCAGUGUAUUGAGGGUUUGAAGGUUUUGGUUGAGUCGCUCUUUGGUGUGACAUUUCACAAAGUACCCCUUGCACCUGGUGAAUCAUGGCAUCCUGAUGUGAUGAAGAUAGUGCUACAUCAUCCUACUGAGGGAGACCUGGGGUACUUAUACCUCGAUUUAAAAUCAAGAAAAGGUAAAUAUCCCAUUUGUGCUCAUUUCGCUAUCCGAGGAGGGCGUCGAGUUUCUGAGACAGAAUACCAACUUCCUGUCGUAGCGCUUGUUUGCAAUUUCUCUGGGUCAAGUUUGGCUCCGGUGAGGCUUAACCACUUUGAAGUAGAAACACUUUUCCAUGAGUUUGGGCAUGCUCUACAUUCGUUGCUUUCAAGAACGGAAUACCAACACUUUUCUGGUACGAGGGUGGUUCUUGAUUUUGCUGAAACUCCUUCAAACCUAUUUGAGUCCUAUGCCUGGGAUUAUCGAGUGUUAAAGACAUUUGCUAAACACUACUCAACCGGUGAUAUCAUUCCCAAAGAACUUGUAGAAUCAAUGGUGGGAGCUAAAAAGAUGUUUGCUGCAACUGAAUUGCAACGGCAGAUCUUCUAUGCAAUAGUUGACCAAAUACUCUUCGGAGAGCAGCCAUCCACAGGGAGAGAUACAAUAGCAAUUGUUGCAGAUUUAAAAAGACAACAUACAAGUUGGACGCAUGUGGAGGGAACACAUUGGCAUACCCGAUUCAGUCACCUUACAAACUAUGGUGCAGGUUAUUAUAGCUACCUGUAUGCGAAAUGCUUUGCCACGAGUAUCUGGCAAAGGAUGUGCCAAGAGGAUCCUUUGUCAUUGGACACUGGUUCGGCUUUAAGAACAAAAUUCUUGCAGCAUGGAGGAGCCAAAGAUCCAGCUGAUAUAUUAAAUGAUCUUGUGGGGAGUGGCAUUGUAAGGAGCUGCAAUGGGGGUAUAAUACCGGACAUUACAAGCCUUUGUGAGGAAAUGGAACUCUUGAAAUGCUAGCAAAAGGAGUUCUAACCCCGCAUUGAGAGUUCUAACCCCGCAUUGAGAAAAAGUAUUCUCUCCCCUGCUAAAUCAUGGCGAGGCCAAGUAUCUGUGCACGCAGAUUGCGGCCCACCAUUGAAGAGUUGGAAUUGAUUUAAGAUGAGGCUUCCCAUCAUAACAGCAACUAAAUAGUGCUGAUCUGAAGAGAUUUCAUCACGGCCAAGCAAGCAAAUUAAAGUAUUUUCGAGCACAUCAUUCUUAAGUUAGCGUUCAGAGAAAACAUCUCAUGGCCAGGCUAUUUAUUGAGCAAUUCUUCAAAGAAACUAAUUGUGUUCAUCAUUUUUUUUCUUAAUUUGAAUAAUGUAUAUUCCAAUAAAACAGAAGAGAUGUAAUGGUUCUAGGAAUAUAUCAAUGUGUGAAAUGAAUUUUGACCGAGGAAAGGUUGUUUGGUUGAUAGCAAA
Molecule: messenger RNA, 2648 nt
Organism: Lycium ferocissimum
Lineage: Eukaryota; Viridiplantae; Streptophyta; Magnoliopsida; Solanales; Solanaceae
Product: mitochondrial intermediate peptidase, mitochondrial
Exons: 17
Coding region: 535-2205 (556 amino acids)
Biological process (GO): proteolysis; peptide metabolic process
Molecular function (GO): metalloendopeptidase activity
Source: RefSeq, a predicted model, not a curated record